AUGUCUGGGGGUAGGGCUGAGUUGGCCUGUAAUGUGAGCCUACAAUCCACCGACGAUGCCAUUACCCUAAUCCUAUGGUAUAGGGCCGACACUUCGGGUGUACCCAUAUAUACGGUGGACGCCCGGACCGGACCCCUCGAUCAGGCGAAACACACACCUAUGCCUUCCGUGUUCGGUACAAAUCGGGCACAUUUUGAUUUGUCUGUACGCCCGGCAGUGCUCCGCAUAGACCCCGUAUAUGAUAACGAUGGUAUGGAGUACCGGUGCCGAGUGGACUAUCGAUGGGGCCGUACUAUGAUGCUCCGCAUAGACCCCGUAUAUGAUAACGAUGGUAUGGAGUACCGGUGCCGAGUGGACUAUCGAUGGGGCCGUACUAUGAGUACGUUCAUCACCCUGAUUGUUAUAGUGCCUCCAAGAAAUCUGAUAAUCAAAAAUGAAAGAAAUCAAAUACAAAACGGUUUGAUCGGUCCCUACAAUGAGGGAGCGGAGGUUAGACUGUCCUGCGUUUCCGAAGGGGGCAAACCCGCGCCGUAUGUUCAUUGGUAUAGAGAUAAUGAGCUAAUUGAUGACACUUAUAGCUACGGCACCGGCAAUAAUACGGCCCAUAACGAGCUGUACAUCAGUAAACUAUCCAGAAUUGUGUUCAAUAGCGUACUGUCGUGUAGGGCCGGCAAUAACGUCAGUAAACCUAUCAUCUCUCGCGUCACAAUCGAUAUUAACCUCAAACCCAUUGAUGUGGAGAUAGUGAACGCCAGGCAUACCCUACAGGCGGGUCGAGAGGUAGAGAUGUCGUGCGAGUCACGCGGUAGUCGACCACCGGCUCAAAUCACCUGGUACAAAGAUAAUCACGAGCUCACACAUUCUAGGGAGAGUAUAUCACACGACGGAAAUGUGACCACAAGCCUUCUGAAGCUGAAUCCCCAGGUGCUCGACAACGGAGCUUAUCUGUCAUGUCACCAACCUUUAGUGAGUUUGCAAUACAAGGGACAGUCCAUUGAGAGCACAGUCGUGAGCGAAGGCGAGGAGAUUAUAAUGGAGUGUUCAGUGAAUAGCAAUCCAUUAGCAAAAGUCAUACUAUUCACACACCACGGCAUCCAAUUAGUCACCGAUUCACAGUCAGGUAUUAUAGUAAAUAACUCGUCGCUGGUCAUCACCAGCGCCCGACCCAUACACCGGGGCUCAUACCAGUGUCUGGCCAUUAACUCGCAGGGAAAGGGUAUGAGCCGUGAAAUUAAUAUCACCAUUCAUUAUGCGCCCGUUUGCCGUCAACUGUCCACAACCGUACGCGUGCUGUCACUGGACGAACCAUUACGGCUAUUAUGCGCCGUCGACGCCGAGCCCGCCGACGGACUACGAUUCCAAUGGCGCUCAAACUCGACCGCAUUCCUGUCCGGCCGCGACUUUGUCGACGACGGGCCCGUCAGUGCGCUAACCCUACCGCCCGACUCAGUGGCCCGACUCGUGGACCCAACCGACCCAAUCCAGUGUACGGCCAGCAACGCUGUGGGCGUCGUACGAGAGCCCUGUGUGUAUCACUUCGCUCAGCCCACUCGACCCCUACCGGUGACCGAUUGUCAGCUCCGGAACCGUACGGCCAACGCUCUGAUUGUUGAUUGUAAUAUUCUGUUGAGUGAUAUCAGGAAUCCUGAUUUGAUUCCCGAAAUAUAUGAUAUUGAAGGCAUUGAGGGUCUGUCCGAUCGCACCGACUGUUUAUCUAUAAUGACGGGCACAACGGCUUCGGUAACGACUACGGGGGCGGCGAAUCACAUACAAUCAAACGGCGAUAUUCGCCACAAAUUGCCGACAAAUUUAAAUAAUAUUCAUCACAAGAAUAUUCUGGAGAAUAAUGUUUUUGUUACGAAUCAGAGCCUCAGAUCUCAACACCAAAUCAGCAAUAAAUCAAUUCUCCCCUCAAAUGCCAUUGAAAUACAUGCCAUCCAGACGAAUACAACUGAAAAUACUGUCUAUCCAUUGACGACCGCUGUUUAACAUUAUCUCCAAUGAUAUUUAUAUUGCAAUUUAAUCACACAUUUGAUAUAUAAUGUACACUAACGGUGC
Molecule: messenger RNA, 2058 nt
Organism: Medioppia subpectinata
Lineage: Eukaryota; Metazoa; Arthropoda; Arachnida; Sarcoptiformes; Oppiidae
Source: the annotation of a GenBank genome assembly